Molecule: messenger RNA, 192 nt
Organism: Prunus armeniaca (apricot)
Lineage: Eukaryota; Viridiplantae; Streptophyta; Magnoliopsida; Rosales; Rosaceae
Source: the annotation of a GenBank genome assembly
AUGAUGAUAAAGAAAGCUAGAGAGUUGCUUGAUGACAUUAGAAAUCAAGACUUGGGGCCCAAUGUUAUGACAUAUAAUAUGCUAAUUGAUGCACAAUUCAAUGUCAGAGCGAGGGGCUUCCCCAGACACUUCGACCUUUUAACUGCCGGAUUACUGGUUUGUGCAGACAAGGAAACAAGGAAAUGGCCAUGA